AUAAUUUGAACGUUUUCUGUAUUUUCCCUUGCUUUGAACUUUCGGGUCUCUAGUGGAUCUUUAAUGCAGGAUCAGGGUUGAAGCAUAAUUACAGGGGAGAUUUUUUCACACUGUGUUCCCCUCAAAGAUUCUGUAGUAUCUUCUAGGUGUGCUACCUAAUGCCUGUAGUCACUGCAAUAGUAACAGUUUUACUUACAGAUGUGUUUUUCUUCACGUAUGUUUGGAGGUCCAAAAACAGUUGAGAUCCUUUCUCUAGAAAUAUCCUUGUUUGAUGCUUAGAAUGAAUUUUGUCUUCUUCACCAUGCACUGUGGACCCCCAUUAUUAAUUGCUGUUGUAGGAAAUCUAUUUAUCCUUUGUCAGUAUCAUCAGGAGGACUUCAUAAAUCACAUGGAAGCAGUUUCUCCUAAACAGAAUUUUUAAAUGAUGUCUCAUAACAUGAAGAGAAAAAGUAUUCUAUCCCAAGUUUAUAAGAAAGAUAUCCCGGCACAGAAGGAAUCAUUCACAGCAUGUCUUGAAAGAUGUAAUUCUUCCAUUGGAACAACUGAUGGUUGAAAAAGAAGGUUAUCUUCAAAAAGCUAAAAUUGCCGAUGGAGGAAAGAAACUAAGGAAAAACUGGUCUACUUCCUGGAUUGUUCUUUCCAGUCGAAAAAUUGAAUUUUACAAAGAAUCCAAGCAACAGGCUGUAUCUAAUGUGAAAACUGGGCACAAACCAGAAAGUGUGGAUUUAUGUGGAGCACAUAUUGAGUGGGCCAAGGAAAAAUCAAGCAGAAAGAAUGUCUUUCAGAUCACAACAGCAUCAGGAAAUGAGUUCCUUCUACAGUCAGAUAUUGACUUCAUCAUAUUGGAUUGGUUCCACGCUAUCAAAAAUGCAAUUGACAGAUUGCCAAAGGAUCCAAGUAGUUCAUCAAGAAACCUGGAAUUAUUCAAAAUCCAGAGAUCCUCCAGUACUGAAUUACUAAGUCAUUCCGAUAGUGACAUAAAAGAACAGAAACCAGAGCACAGAAAAUCUUUAAUGUUCAGACUGCAUCAUAGUGCUUCCGAUACAAGCGACAAAAACCGAGUUAAAAGCAGAUUAAAGAAGUUUAUUACCCGAAGACCUUCCCUGAAAACUCUGCAAGAAAAAGGACUUAUUAAAGAUCAAGUGUUUGGCUCUCAUCUGCACACAGUGUGUGAACAUGAAAAUUCCACAGUUCCACGGUUCGUAAAGCAAUGCAUUGAAGCUGUCGAAAAAAGAGGUCUAGAUGUUGAUGGAAUAUAUCGAGUUAGUGGCAAUCUGGCAACAAUACAGAAACUAAGAUUUAUCGUCAACCAAGAAGAGAAGCUGAAUUUGGACGACAGCCAGUGGGAGGACAUCCACGUUGUCACCGGAGCACUGAAGAUGUUUUUCCGGGAGCUGCCUGAGCCGCUCUUCCCUUACAGCUUCUUUGAGCAGUUUGUGGAAGCGAUCAAAAAGCAAGACAACAACACAAGGAUUGAAACUAUGAGAUCUCUUGUACAAAAACUCCCUCCACCAAAUCGUGACACCAUGAGAGUCCUCUUUGGACAUCUGACUAAGAUAGUGGCCAGGGCCUCCAAGAACCUCAUGUCCACCCAGAGCUUAGGGAUCGUAUUUGGACCCACCCUUCUGCGAGCUGAAAACGAAACAGGGAACAUGGCGAUACACAUGGUCUACCAAAACCAGAUAGCUGAGCUCAUGCUGAGCGAAUACAAUAAGAUCUUCGGCUCGGAGGAAGACUGACAGACAAGACAAGUUACAGAAUAUGUUCACAUCUGUCUCGAUGCCUAAUAUUUUUACAUUUCUGUAAACAUAUUUCUGAAAUAUUUUUUUCCUUUCAAGCGACAGAUGCCUCAUUUUGUGAAAACUUCAUGAUGAUUUUGUGUUUAAGUUCCAAACAUUUGAAUAAAAUAGUUGACAAUAUUUGCCUAUAUGUGUUCUACAUUAACCCCUUCAUCACUCUUCCUUCCAGCUCUUCUCGGCGUGCACGAGGCAUGCUCCACUCUGUUCAGUAACGCACAGAGUAUGGCACGUAGCCAAAGAAAUCAUUUUAAUGCUGCAAGCCUUCGGUGUGUGGCUGUGUGUGUGGAGAUGUGUCAGUGAGUGUGCGUGUGGCUGGGAGUAUGUGUGCACACAGGUGAGCCUUCUCAUUACCCUGGCUGCCUCAUACAUGUUCCCACACUCCUACUUAUACUCAAGAAGAGCCGAAAGAAGAAGGAAGGCAUAAAUUAAUAUUUUUUAAAUAGAACAAAGGAGGUCAGGUUCUUAAUGAAAAUAGACAUGUUUCAUCUUUUAAGAACAAUGUGGUAUGUGUAAAUACAGUCCAGCUAUCCUUAGUGCUAUAAGGUGAGAUGUACAAAUUCUCGUUGAAUGGCGAUAUUUUCCUGAAGAAAAAUGACGGUUCAAAACAUUUGCCAUGGGGUAUGUCUUUUAUAUAUACUAUGUUCAGUUCCAUAAACAUACUAUCUUAUAAAUUAGAGGCAAAAUUAGUGCCCUGCGCUUUUGGUCUUUGUAUUAGACAGGAAUUGCAUGACUGCUCAUUUUUAAUGUUAACAUCCAUUUUGAAGCUUCAUCAAACUGUAUAUCCUCCUUUUCUCUCGCUGUGUCAUCUUAUGUACAAUCU
Molecule: messenger RNA, 2619 nt
Organism: Molossus molossus (Pallas's mastiff bat)
Lineage: Eukaryota; Metazoa; Chordata; Mammalia; Chiroptera; Molossidae
Gene: ARHGAP15
Product: Rho GTPase activating protein 15
Exons: 13
Coding region: 546-1739 (397 amino acids)
Biological process (GO): regulation of GTPase activity; signal transduction
Cellular component (GO): cytoplasm
Source: RefSeq, a predicted model, not a curated record